CUUAGGUCAGCUGACGCGACCAAAACAAAUAUGGCGACGGAGGUAACAACAUCGAAGCGUAUUUGUGUUUUUCUUCGUCUCUCUUGAUUCCGUCGGUGGAUUUUUACGGUUUGAAACUUUUUAAAACGUCUUUGUGAGCUGAUGAAACUUCUCUGGGUCAUUCUCUGACCGGAGAGAAGAAAACUACACAGAGAAGCGAAACGGAAGUGUGCCUCUCUCGUUUGAAACCAAACAUCCGCCUCUGUUGCGCGUGUGUUUGUUGUGUGGGCUCGUCCUGUUCACCGAGCAGACAUGGAUCGAACAUGAAACAUAAAGCAGUUCAUGGUGAAACGAAGCGGGGGGUGGCUGAUGGUUUCGGCUAACGCACCGGACGAGCUGUCGGCCUGAACAAGAUGUGACAUCCAAGUGUGUCGGUUAGUAAACGAACUUCACUGGAGACACGCUGAGUACAGAUCAGCAGCAGAGAGGGCGCCAUGGGGCUGGUGAACUUUGUCCUCUCCACGGUUGGAAAAUGUCUGGACGCCGCCUGUCUCCUCUUGGACCUGAACUUUCUCGUCGUCCACACCGUGGUGCGGACUCUGCUGGCGUUGGUCACCUUCAUCACCAGCCUGCCCACCCUCCUCCUCACCUCAGUGCUGGAGCUGGGGAACUUCCUUGUCUUUUGCCUGGUGUCCCUGGCAGAGGCGACCUCCAACGUGGCCCAGGGCUCCGUCACCAUGCUGGGGAGCCUGGUGCUGGCCCUGGAGGGGCUGCUGGAGAGCCUGAAGAUGGUGGGUUACCUGUCCAUGCACGUCCUCCUCCGCGGGAAGGAGCACCUGUGUCGGGGUCUGCUGUCCAUGCUGGAGGGCUGCGGCAUCGCUGUCAGCCUGGUGGUCUAUUUCACCAACACUGUGGUAAACUACGCACUCAUCGCCACUCAGAACGUGUACCUGGCUUUGGUCAGUGUGUGGCAGACGGUCUCCAGCCCUCUGCAGAAGGUGCUGGAGCUGAUGCUGACCUCCUUCACCUUUCUGUACAGCAGUCUGGUCGGGACAUCAGCGUUCUUGUGGUCGCCCUGCAAGCUGGUGUUGGACUUUCUGGUUUCUCUGGUGCACAUGUUCAUCAGCAUCUUCAUACUGAACAUCUACGGCCUCCUGCUCACUGUCACCAUCGCUCUGACCACCACAGUCUACCUGAACCCACAGCUGACCCGACGGGCUGCUGCACUAAUUCUGGAAUACAUGAACUCUUUUCAAGCUCUGCACAGACUGCAUUUUGCUCUCUGCCGCCUCGCUUCAGCCGUGCAGGGUCUCCCACAUAUGCUGCGUGGUAACAUGCGACGUCUUCGAAGGAUACUCCAUCACCUCUACCUGCUGGAGACACGACUCUGGCAGCAGCUGUCUCGACACAGCAGCCAAAUAGGCCUGGCGCUGAGGACGCACCUCCAUAGGGAUAACAACAACAGAGCGCGAGGGGACGGCGACCCCAGAGAAGAGCAGCGGGGCCCACCAGACGGAAGAGCAGGGGACGGAGCCCACCAAGAGAUGCUGGAUUUAGCGUUCCCCUCCUCGAGUACAGACAGACCACUGAAGAAGGUGUCGUCUCCAGGCAGAGGCAGCAAACCUCUGCCUGCUGAGAAUCUGCUGACUCUACUGAAGGAGCAGGAGGACAGGAAGAAGUGUGUGAUCUGUCAGGACUGUAACAAGACGGUGGUGCUGCUGCCGUGCAGACACCUCUGCUUGUGUAGAGACUGUACAAACAUCCUGUUGAGGCAACCCAUCUACCAACAGAACUGUCCGCUCUGUCGGCACAUGAUCCUCAACACUAUGGACGUCUAUGUAUGAGGGACCAGUGGACCUAAAGGCUCCUGACAUCAAGGAGUCUGAUAAUCAGUAUCUAUGCUUCAACUUUUACCACCACUGACUUUUGUUUUACUGGGUUUCCUUUAAAUCUAAAUUCAUAUUUUUUUUGCUAAAAAAAGUAAACAUGUGAACAGGAAAUUAUAUAAUACCUACGCCUUUGGAUGCUUUGGAUGAUAAAAUGCCACAACCAUAAAUAGAGACAAGGGUUGCAGUGUAAUUAUUAUUUCCACGGUUGAUGAAUCUGCUGAUUGUUUUCCAGAUUCAUCAUUGAAAUCUAAAAAACAUCAAAACGUUGUCAAAAACACAACUUUCCGGAGCCCAAAGCAAUGUCCUGAAAAUGUUGUUUGUGGACUGGUGAUUUAAGCAAACAACAGUCGUCACUAGUUUCCCACCAUAUGUGAUAAAAAAAUACAUAUUUUGUGAAGCUGAAAUCAGAAUAGGAUAAGGCAAAAAAAAACUGAUAAAGUUAAUCCAUUAACAACAUAUCUGCGGCUUAAUUUUAUUUCUGUUACGUGAUUGAUAAAACAUUGUGGCUCUAAAAGAGACUGCAAAAGGCUUAUUUUCUAAAAUAUAACUGGACUGUUUCACCACUAUUUUUUCCAUUACUUGUGCAUUCAACCGUGGGAUAAUAAAAGGGGUUUGGUAUUUGUACUGAUCAUUUUGUUGCUUUUCAAGUGUGAACACUUCCUGUUAUAUGGAUGUGCGUCACAGCUACAGUCUCUGUUUUGCCAGUGUGAUGAACCCGUUCAAAAAUGAUCCCGUGUUGCCACGCUGAGUCUGAGGUCUCUCGUAGCCACGGUAACCCGUAAGUGCCCUCCCUUGCUGAUGCUGAAAUGUUUACCGCUGCUCUUGUCUUAAAAUGCGCUUUUUAUCGACCAAGCUGUGAAUACCAACGCAUGCAUGAGUAUACUAGUGAUUACACACAUGUAUAUUUAACAGUAUAUUCAAAUCAACACCAUUACUUUUUGUUGCAGUGGAAGCUUUUACAAUUUGAAUAUACUGCAUGGAGCCAUGUAAGAGUUAACAAAGGUUUUCUGGAUUUGAGGAUGGUCAUUUAUAAUUGUUCAGCCAGUGACAAAAAUAAAGCUUUAUUCCAUUUAUUUGUUCUAUUGAUAGGACAUGUUCCAGUCCUGCAUCAGAGGCAGGUUACAGUCACCCCCUCACAUGAUCCAUAAAAGGUUUUCUCUUUCCUAUUGUAUAAAAGGACCAUAAACUAAUAAGGGUUCACAAUUUCAUUUGUUUUUAUAUUUGUAGCUGUUGAAGCUGACGUGUUGUCAUUGAUCGGUGUUUAAAGGGCAAUGUUAUGAUGCCACUUAUGUGUUAUCGAUGGUGGUUGGUGUGGAGGUGUGAGAUCUGUGGGAAGAGGGCUGUUUUUAACCUCAUUUGCCUUUUGAAACAUUUUGUUUAAAUAAUUUGUUUGUUUAGAAAAA
Messenger RNA from Paralichthys olivaceus (Japanese flounder), 3271 nucleotides. RefSeq names its product ring finger protein 26 (gene rnf26). Gene Ontology annotation, molecular function: ubiquitin protein ligase activity. The record is from RefSeq and is a predicted model, not a curated record. Lineage: Eukaryota; Metazoa; Chordata; Actinopteri; Pleuronectiformes; Paralichthyidae. Gene Ontology annotation, biological process: protein ubiquitination; ubiquitin-dependent protein catabolic process.